AUGGACAAGCCGACCUCGAGCACACGUCCCUCCCUCCAAGACGCUACUCGGAACUUAAACCUUCCACCUCCACCCUCUUCCAAACUUGGCAGAUCAUCCAAAAAGCUCACGUCACGAGCCACAACGAAAGCCAUCUAUCAUCAUAUCGAGGUGGCUGAAAAACAAGCUGGGGUCUUCCCAAGUCCAGCGCGCAAGCACACAGCUCGGAAAAGUUUUCUGAAAGCUUCCUUGAAGACAACUUCUGACUUUGGUGCAAAUGGCAUACUCGACUCCCAAAUCGAUUCCCAACAGUGGUACGACAACCUGACACAUGAUGGGGUAUCCCAGGAUAGCCCACCUGUCCCAGCCAUUGAAAUCGAAGACGAAGAAAGCACCCAAGCUGAGGAAACCAACAACGUGUGCACAAACUGUGCCCACCUACUUGCUGAGCUCGAGCACUCACAUGCGGCUCAUCGGAGGACAUGCAAUGACGGCAUCAAGCUGGCGAGAGAUUACGACCGUUUGAUGGUGGAGGUGAAGUUCUUAAGGGAGUCAAUGGUUUUCGCAGCAGCAAAGAUUAUACAGAUGGCAAAGGGCAUGAAUGGGACACUUGGAGAACUCUUGGACCCACAUUCAGAGUAG
Molecule: messenger RNA, 621 nt
Organism: Laccaria bicolor S238N-H82
Lineage: Eukaryota; Fungi; Basidiomycota; Agaricomycetes; Agaricales; Hydnangiaceae
Exons: 2
Coding region: 1-621 (206 amino acids)
Source: RefSeq, a predicted model, not a curated record